Molecule: messenger RNA, 1008 nt
Organism: Lathyrus oleraceus (garden pea)
Lineage: Eukaryota; Viridiplantae; Streptophyta; Magnoliopsida; Fabales; Fabaceae
Product: protein FAR1-RELATED SEQUENCE 6
Exons: 3
Coding region: 1-1008 (335 amino acids)
Biological process (GO): regulation of DNA-templated transcription
Source: RefSeq, a predicted model, not a curated record
AUGGAUACAACAAUUCCAUGUGGGUCAAACUCAUCCAUUGAGAAUCAAUUCCAAAGUGAGUUUACGAAUGCCAAAUUCAAGGAAAUUCAAGUGGAAUACAGAUCUAAAAUGAAUUGUUCUGCAUCAUUAAAUAGCAUGGAAGGUUGCUUUGCUACAUAUCAUGUGUUGGAGGAGAUAUUAGUUGGAGACAUACGCAAAGAGCGAGUCUUAAAAGUUGUGCUUAAUAAGGAAAACCAUGAUUUCAAAUUUGAAUGCUCAUUAUUUGAGUUUAGAGGUAUUGUGUGUCGGCAUGUGUUAUCCGUGUGUAGUCAAGAGAGGAUUAUAAGUCUUCCAGAGAAGUAUGUUUUAACGAGAUGGAAGAAAAACAUUAAAAGGAAGCAUCCAUAUAUCAAGACUAGUUAUGGUGUAACAGAGUUGAAGCCACAAAUGGACAGAUUUGACAAAUUAUGCAAGCAUUUUUAUGAGGUUGCUGAAGUAGCUGCUGAGUCAAAAGAGACUACCGAAGACCUCCAUGAAACAUUACAUUUGUUUAACUCUAAUAUGUCCACAAAGGAUAGUGCCCUUAUUGAAGAAAACCUCAAUGAUGAUUUUAAUCCAAUCAAUAGUAAUAGAAUUCGCAGUCCAAAACAUGUCAAGCGCAAAGGUUGUUCUCCAUCUAAAAGAAAAACAUCUGUCGCCGAAACGAUCGCCAAGAGGUCAAGGAAACAAACAAAAAAAAGUGAUCACACUGAGUUUACUACAGAGUGCAAUAUUGGAAUGGUGGGAAAUCAGUUUGGAAGUGAUAUUUGUGUACAAUCAUCUCUUGAGGUUGUUAAUGGAGAGCAUUACUUAGAUUUGAGUAUUAUGUUUCAGACUUGGUUAAUACAUUUGACGAAGUUGGUUAAUGGAAGUUUAACUUUGCUUGAUGCAGUUCCAAACUAUAAAACAAGGGAAAUUGCAGUUUCAGACUUUAAAACAAGGGAAAUUGCAGUCCCAGACCUGGUUAAUAUAUUUCAUGAAGUUGGUUAA